GAUGGCAGCUCCCAUUAAACCUAAACACGUAUACACCGUUCUGGUCAUUGCUACCAUUUUUACGCAAGCGAACGGAUUUUUAGAGGGAUUGUAUUGUGGCCAAGAAAACUGCUAUGAUGUCAUUGGUGUCACAAGAGAUGCAACCAAGCAAGAAAUCACAAAAGCCUACAGGCAGUUGGCUAAGAAGUUGCACCCUGACAUGCACAAGAGUGCAGCAGACAAGGAAAUUUAUGGAGAAAAAUUUCAGGCCCUUGGAAAUGCCUAUGAGAUUUUGAAAGAUGAGGAACAAAGAAAAGAUUAUGAUUAUAUGCUUGAUAAUCCAGAACUUGUGUACCGCCAUUACUACAGAUACUACAGACGGCGUGUGGCUCCCAAAGUUGAUGUGCGCGUUGUGAUCGCUGUGACCAUUACAAUUAUUUCUGCUAUACAGUAUCUGAGUGCUUGGAACAAGUACAAUGCAGCAAUCAACUAUCUAGUCACUGUGCCCAAGUAUCGUAUCCGGGCAUCAGAGAUUGCGAAGGAGGAAGGUUUAUUCGAUCAGCUGAAGAAGCAGAAACGAAGACCAAAGGAAGAGGUGAAACAAGAGGAAGAAGCUAUCAUAAAGCGAGUGGUCGAGGGAAACAUGGAUAUUAAAGGUGGCUAUGCAAGACCAAGCAUUUAUGAUGUCUUAUGGAUGAAAAUUAUAUUAUUGCCCUAUGCUAUAGGAAAGUAUAUUAUCUGGUGGCUGAACUGGGUUUGGCGAUUUACUGUCAAGCAGGAGCCAUAUGAUAUAGAUGCCAAGAUAUAUCUCAUCAGGAAGAAUCUUAAAUUGAGUGAAACACAAUUUGAAGCCAUUCCAGAGCGGGAACGAGAGGAAUAUCUACGGAGACAGUUAUGGGAGAAGGAAAAGUUUAAGGCAUGGCAGAAAGAGAAGGGUGAGGAAAUGAGAAUCAAACUUGCAUCAAGUGCACGCUACAAGAGUUAUCGCCGCUGGAUGAAGAACCAGGGACCAGGAGGAAUAACAUUUGAUGACUAGUGUUCGGGCCUCUGUUCACACACACACGACACACGCACGCACGCACGCACACACAAACAAACACGAGCACAAACAUGAUCAGACAUGCACAGAUUACGUGUAUGAGUGUCUGUGAGUGUGUGCGUGCGUACAUGAGCAAACAUGCAAGCUUGAGCAAGAAUUCUGGUCUCUUCAUAUAUAAUAUAUAUAUAUAAUAAAAUAUAUAUUAUAUAUAUGUUCAUGUGCAUAUUUAUAGGCCUUUUACCUUGGAACCAUGGAUUGAUUAGCAGUUCAAUAGCCUCUUAUACAGACGAUAGGGUCACUUUGCAUAAAUCAUAGUCAGAGCUCACCGUGUGGCACUUUCUGCCUUGUGUCACUGUAUUAUUAUAACAAAUACAAUAACGGGUGAUUAUUGUUUUCUCGGAAUUUUUGCCUUAAGUUAAACUACAAAUUAACCUUCAGUAAGUGAUUACCAUUUUAUUUUUACAAGUAAUAUUCUUUGAAUACAUCCCACCAGCAGUGCUUGUAUAGUAUGGAGCUGUUAUUUCGUCAGACGGGUUUAGUUUUUGUCUCUCUUUAUUUGGUACAUAAUUUAUCCGCUUUGUAAUACGUCGAAUGUUUGGGUGUUGUGGUUUCUAAUGUGAUAAACGCUUUAUACUGUAUUCCCUUUCUUUCAGCGUAUGUAAUGUGUUUGUUGGUAACAAUGGUACAAAUCAAAAUAGCAUCACUAAAUACCGAGGCUAACACGUCUAGCAUUUUUAUACUAGACGGAUAUGGGGGUCAUGGUAAAAAACACCGCAGUAUGGAGGUGAAGGAUCAAAGGUCAGCAGGUGGGAGAAUCAUAAAAUUCACAUUUUACCUUGCUCAUUUGUUAAGCCUGGCGCACACGUGAGUUAUUUUACUCAAGUAAAAUGACGCAUGAGUCAAAUUACUCAACGAAAAUC
This is a messenger RNA of Priapulus caudatus, 1938 nucleotides long. RefSeq names its product dnaJ homolog subfamily C member 25 homolog. Gene Ontology annotation, biological process: protein folding. The record is from RefSeq and is a predicted model, not a curated record. Gene Ontology annotation, cellular component: endoplasmic reticulum membrane. Lineage: Eukaryota; Metazoa; Priapulida; Priapulimorpha; Priapulimorphida; Priapulidae. The coding region runs from base 2 to 1015 and encodes 337 amino acids. The transcript has 13 exons.